Messenger RNA from Colletotrichum karsti, 2709 nucleotides. RefSeq lists its product as uncharacterized. The record is from RefSeq and is a predicted model, not a curated record. The transcript has 2 exons. Gene Ontology annotation, cellular component: nucleus. Bases 1 to 2709 code for a protein of 902 amino acids. Lineage: Eukaryota; Fungi; Ascomycota; Sordariomycetes; Glomerellales; Glomerellaceae. Gene Ontology annotation, molecular function: RNA binding; RNA helicase activity; ATP binding.
AUGCCUCGUCGCGCAGCUUCUCCGACGCCGUCCGACGGUGAAGUCGACAUUGCGGACUCUCUUUUCAACACCAACGCCGACGACAACGGAAGCGAAGGCGGGCAGGAUGCGGGCUUCGACUUUGACGUUGACGGCAUUCUGAACGGUGGAAACGAGGAGCAGGGCGACGAUGACGGUGACGCGGCUUUCAUCGCGCUGCAGCAGGCUGCUUCGUUCCGCAAGUCCUCCAACCUGAAGGGCAAAUCGGUCAAGAAGGGCGGUGGUUUCCAGGCCAUGGGUCUGAACGCAAACCUCCUCCGCGCGAUCACGAAAAAGGGUUUCUCCGUGCCUACUCCGAUUCAACGAAAGACUAUUCCUUUGAUCCUCGAUCGCAAAGAUGUCGUGGGCAUGGCCCGAACCGGUUCCGGAAAGACUGCGGCCUUCGUCAUCCCCAUGAUCGAGCGCCUCCGCGCCCACAGCGCCAAGAUCGGCACCCGCGCGCUGAUUCUGUCGCCUUCUCGUGAAUUGGCUCUCCAGACCUUGAAGGUUGUCAAAGAGUUCAGCAAGGGUACGGAUCUGAAGUGCGUCCUGCUCGUUGGUGGUGACAGCAUGGAGGAGCAGUUCGGCUUCAUGUCCUCGAACCCUGAUAUUGUUAUUGCCACACCUGGUCGUUUCCUCCAUCUCAAGGUCGAAAUGGGUCUGGAUUUGUCUUCGAUCAAGUACGUCGUGUUUGACGAAGCCGAUCGUCUUUUCGAAAUGGGUUUCGCUGCCCAGCUUACCGAAAUUCUCCACGCCCUCCCGCCGUCGAGGCAGAGUUUGCUCUUCUCUGCUACUCUUCCAGCUUCCUUGGUUGAGUUUGCCAGGGCUGGUCUGCAGGACCCUAGUCUAGUCAGACUGGACGCUGAGACAAAGGUUUCUCCCGACCUCGAGAGUGCUUUCUUCUCGGUCAAGGGUGCCGAGAAGGAGGCCGCACUGUUGCACAUUCUGCACGACGUUAUCAAAAUGCCCAUGGGCACCCCUGAUGGAGUGCCUCUGGAUAUUGCGCAAUCGAAGAAGAGGAAACGCGGCGAGGGAGAUGGAAAGGGCAAGCCCACAGAGCACUCCACUAUCAUCUUCGCCGCCACCAAGCACCAUGUCGAAUACUUGGCGCAGCUGCUUACAAAGGCUGGAUUUGCGACGUCUUACGUAUAUGGUUCCUUGGAUCAAGAAGCGCGUAGGAUUCACACAGAAAACUUCCGCCAAGGACGCGCAAACAUCCUGGUGGUCACGGAUGUCGCUGCCAGAGGUAUCGAUAUUCCUGUGUUGGCCAACGUCAUCAACUACGACUUCCCCCCGCAACCCAAGGUCUUCGUCCAUCGUGUCGGACGUACGGCUCGUGCCGGUCAGAGAGGUUGGGCUUAUAGCAUUGUUCGCGAGCUCGACACCCCUUACAUGCUGGACCUCCAGCUCUUCCUUGGCCGUAAGUUGGUUGUUGGUCACGGAUCAGAAAAGCCUUCCUUCUCUGAGGACGUCGUCGUCGGCGGCCUUUCCCGUGACAGGAUUGAAAUCAAUAUGGAGUGGAUGAGCAAGGUGUUGAAGGAGGAGGUCGAUAUCGAGGCCCUCCGCAAGGUCUCUACCAAGGCCGAGAAGCUGUACCUGAAGACCCGUCACUCAGCAUCUUCUCAGAGUGCGAAGCGUGCGCGUGAGAUUGUCGGAUCUAAGGGUUGGAACGAAUUACAUCCCCUAUUCGGCACUGACGCCAACAACGCCGAGCAGGCCCGUAACGAGAUGAUGGCCAAGAUUAGCGGUUUCAGACCAGCUGAGACCAUCUUCGAGAUUGGAAGAGGAGGCAAGGGGUCCAACAGCGAGGCGGCGGAAAUGAUGAAGCAACUGCGAAAACGCAUCAAGCCUCACCGCGGCAACAAAAAGGAAGAGGUCGAUUCCGAUGACGAAAUGGGAGGCGUCGGUGGUGGAGAGGCAUAUGACGAUGAGGAUGACGCCUCAGAGGACGACAAAGGAGACGCCAUGCAAGUCUACAAUUCCGACGACUCCGACGACAACGACGGUCUCGAAGUCACAAUCACCGACAACAGCGAAAAGAAGAAGAAGCCCACAUCAUGGCGCGACGAAGAGGUCUUCAUGUCCUACACCCCCCGCACAAUCAACGCCGCCGAAGAACGCGGCUACGGAAUCAGCACCGGCGCCCAAACGUCCAGCUUCAUCGAAGCCGCGCGUGAUGCGACCAUGGACCUCACAAACGACGAGACGGCCAAGGGCUUCGGCGAGCCGACGAGGACCCUCGGCAAGCGCUGGGACAAGAAGCAGAACAAGUACGUCUCGCGCGCCAACGACGAGGACGGAUCCAAGGGCAAGAAGUUCAUCCGCGGCGAGUCGGGUGUCAAGAUCGCCUCCACGUUCCAGAGCGGACGCUUCGAUAAGUGGCGCAAGGCCAACAGGCUCGGACGCAUACAGGUCGGUGGCAUGGAAAGGCCGAACGUCGGGGCCCAGGAGCAGUCUGGACCGCGGUACAAGCAUAAGCUGGAGAAGGCGCCGAAGCAGGCCGACAAGUACCGCGACGACUACGAGGUGCGCAAGAAGAGAAUCGCAGAGGCGAAGGAGAAGAGAAUUGGACAGUUCAAGGACGGUGCUGGUAGCAGAAAGGAGCUCAAGGGCGCUGAAGAUAUCCGGAAGGCGAGAUGGGAGAAGCAGAAGAAGAUGGAGAAGAAUGCCCGUCCUUCAAAGAAGAAAUAG